CCCCAGUCGGUCGGGACCUCCAAACGGGUCCUCUCCUCGCUCGUUCCUUCUCCAUCUCUCUCUUCUCUUCCCUGUCUCUUAUUUUUCUUCCUUCUUUUUUCAUUUUUCUCUUCAUCCUUCCUUUCUCAUCUGGAAUCUCUGUAGGUUUAUUCGUUUAGAAUCAGGGCAUUUCUUUCCCUUUCUUUUUUUUCUUCUUCCUUCUUUUUGUACAAAUUUCUGAGAUUAGGGUAGGAUUUAGAACACAGAUCAGAUAUAUAGGAGGAAACGAAAACCAAACAAAAACUCUUUUUUUUGUUUUGUUUAUUUGUUGGUACUUCUCUCUGGUUUAUCGACCAUGUCUUCAGCUGUCACCUUCAGCGUCAACGCCGAGCAGUUGGUUGGAGCUCUGGACUGCGUCUCGAUUGUGGAUCAGGGAGAGGUAGAUGCUAAGUUUGGGUCAAAUGGGAAGAAGGCCUGUGGGAAUCAUGGUGGGAAUUGUGCGAUUUGCUUGGAUGAGAUUGUGCUCGAGGAAACUGCCCUCAUUAAGGGGUGUGAGCAUGCUUACUGUGUGACCUGCAUCCUGCACUGGGCCACGUACAGUGAGAAUCCAAAGUGCCCUCAGUGCAAGCAUCCAUUUGAAUCUCUUAAUGUCCACCGAUCGCUCGAUGGCUGCAUCCAUGAUUACAUGUUUGAGGAAAGCCUGUGCCUUCUACUCAGAGCCACAUGGUUCAAGCCAUUGGAAGUACCAUCUCACCAUGGCACUGCAUAUGAGGAUCCAGAUGAGUUCUUCCCGUAUGACUACGUGUAUGGUUACGGGUACGAUUACGAGGAAGAUGAUAUUGAUGAAGCUGCUUACUACAGCGGCGGCAGUUCCUCAUCGAGCAGUGUUAUUAGGAUUGGCAACAGAAGGUGGGGUGACAACGGGUACGUUAGAGCAGGCCGUUUAGAGGCUCGACCAGUUCAUCAUCGACCCAAUGCCCAGGAUUCCGGAGGUGCAGGUGGUUCCUCGUCAUCAUCUCGUGAACCGAGGAAGAAAGAGGAUAAGACCGGGCGUCGUGCAAAGAGGACCCAGAAGCGGGAAGCUGCUGACAAGAAAGCUGCUGAGAAACAUCAGCUGCUUCUGGCCAGGCUGGGGCGCCAGUAAACGAGAGACGCCCCUGUUGAUCGUGUAUCAUGCUCGAUACGCCAGAAAGACUGACGCUGGUUCCAUUGUACAGUACUUGAUCCAAGUUUCUUCGUUAUUUUUAAUUUUUUUCUUCGUUUAACUGAAAUAAUCAAGGGUGGGUGGGAUAAAAGACCCAUUAGGAAGGGAGGUUUAGUAGUUGGGAUGGAACUGCAGGAUGUACAUUCCAGAAGUUUGUUGUUCAUAUUAUGCUUGAAGUCGAUAUCAGUCAGGGUUUAUAAUUCCUGGCGACUUUCCUGGAACUGCAGGGUUAAUUGUUCUUGCAUUUCUCCUUUCUGUUUAUUUGUAUUAGUCUGUUAGCAAAGAAAAUUCUGUUCUUUCCUCCAAGUUAUAGACUAUAUUUUCAACUUCGUCGACGCAAUUUUCACCUAUAGAGGAUUG
Linum tenue is the source of this 1543-nucleotide messenger RNA. Lineage: Eukaryota; Viridiplantae; Streptophyta; Magnoliopsida; Malpighiales; Linaceae. The record is from the annotation of a GenBank genome assembly.